GCGGCGCGGCGUGGCCAUGGCGCUGUUCUGCAUCCAGAGGUACGGCGGGGAGGACGAGCAGGAGGAGGAGGCUGAGGCGGAGGACCGGGCUCGGCUCCUGCUAGAGCGGCUGCAGCAGCAGGCGAGGGCCCGGCAGCUUAAGAAGCAGCGAGAGGCGCAGCCCCAGGGAAGGGAAGGCCCAGGGAACGACGGGCUGAGCCCCGGGGUGGAGCCCGGCGAAGGAAAGAGGAAGAGGGAAAGUGAAGAACAGCCCAGUGCGCUUAGACAGAAGAAGCUAAAGACAAAACAACAGCCCCGCAGCUCUUCAGAAGAAAGGGCUGGUACUGAGGAAGCAGCAGAUGGCAGCAGCCCCACAAAGAAGAAAGUAAACAGAAGAAAAUCGAAAGUGCAGCGAGGGAGGACUGAAGCAGAUUCUGAAGAAGACAUAAAACAACAAGAAAACAGAAACAACUUUAGAAACAAGUCUAAUAAAAAGAAGAAGACAGAUGAGGAAACACAAGGACAUGAAACAGGGAAGAAAGAGAGCAGUGAAAAAGCUGAAGGAAAUCAAACUACAAAGGAGGAGCUGCCUUUAGUAGCUCCAGGGGAAGAAGCAAAUUGUCCACCCUCUAGUGUGAUGAUUCUUGGAGACUACAAUGCAAAGCCAGUGCAGAAGGUCCAGCCCUUCUUGCCACAGUGGCUUGCUCAACCCAAACGGGUGCAGAAACGCAUCAGAGAUAAUCUAUGUCCAAUCAGAGAAGUCCCAGGAAUCCAUCCUCGGCUGCUGAAAAAGCUGCAAAUGAAUGGAAUAGAGUCCUUUUUUCCAGUCCAGGCAGAGGUGAUUCCUGCCAUUCUGCAGAGUGCCUCCAAUGGGUACCUGAUGGGGCGGGGGGGAUACCGCCCCAAGGACAUCUGUGUCUCAGCACCCACGGGCAGUGGGAAGACCCUGUCUUUUGUCAUACCCAUUGUACAGGUUCUGUUAGAUCGAGUGGUUUGCCACGUACGAGCUCUGGUUGUUCUGCCCACCAAAGAACUGGCACAACAGGUGAGUAAAGUGUUCAACGUUUACACUGACGGGACGGGUCUGAAGGUCGCUUUGAUUACUGGCCAGAAAUCUUUUGCAAAGGAGCAAGAGAUGCUUGUCCAGAAAAAAGUGACAGGCUACUGCAGCCUGGCUGACAUUGUGGUGGCCACACCUGGGAGGCUCACGGAUCACAUUAACCAGACCCCAGGCUUCAGCCUGACACAGCUUCGCUUCCUGAUCGUGGAUGAAGCUGACCGUAUGAUUGAUGACAUGCACCAGAACUGUCUGAACCGAAUUGUCAAAGCUGUAUUCCAAGGAGAAAAUGGCUCUGGCUCCAACAUGCUUUUUCAGAGGACCAAACCAGGGCCUGUAACAGCAGCCAGUUCCUGCUCUCCUCAGAUACCCUUACAGAAAUUGCUGUUUUCAGCCACACUGACCCAGGACCCAGAGAAAUUGCAGCAGCUGGAUUUAUUCCAGCCUCGUCUCUUCACAUCUGUGUAUUCUGAGAAAAAUAGAGAUGGAACAGAAACUGAACAAGAUACUAAUAAUAAAUACACACUCCCUGAGGGGCUAUCGCAAUGUUAUGUGCCUUGUGACCUGAAUUCCAAGCCUCUGCUCCUCUUGUAUUUCAUGCUGACAAUGAAAUUCACCCGCGUGUUGUGCUUUACCAACUCCAGGGAAGCCUCACACAGGCUGUUCCUGCUGGUUCAAGCCUUUGGUGGAAUCACGGUGGCGGAGUUUUCCUCUCGGUUACCUCCAAAUGAGAGAAGGAGAACCAUGAAGGAGUUUGAACAAGGAAAAAUACAACUGUUAAUCAGCACAGAUGCCACAGCCCGAGGGAUUGAUGUUAAAGGAGUGAAUUAUGUGAUAAACUAUGAUGCACCACAGUUCAUCAGGACGUACAUUCACCGGGUUGGAAGAACAGCUCGUGCAGGAGAAGCAGGUGUUGCUUUCAGCUUGGUCCUUAGAAUUCAGGAGCGGCGCUUUCUGCGCAUGUUGAGGGAUGCUGGCAUCCAAGAUAUAAAGAAACACCCAGUGAAGGGCAACUCAUUGAAGCCAUUGGUGCAGCAAUAUGAGGGAGCUCUGUGUAAGCUCGAGAAGACAGUAAAGAAUGAGCGAGCACAGAAACGAGCCUGAAGGAGUGGAAGCUGAGAUGGCUGAUGUGGCACUGAAGCUGCUGUUCCCCAUGGACUGUUCCCCAGCACAGCAACAUUGAGUCAUGGUCCUUCAAUGGUCAGUUCCUCAACCUUAUCAAGUAUGAAGUCAGCUAUUACAGGCCUUACUCCUCUUUCAAGGACACUGUGAAUAGAGUUCAGUUACUGGUUUAUUAAAAAAAAAAAAAAGAUAAAUUUUGAGAUACAGGUUGUCUUGAAGAGGACUUUGUAUCCUGCUAGCAUAUCCAGCUCUUGAGCGUGGCCUGAUGGAACUGCUGCCCUCCAAUGGUGAAGGCUGGGCUCUCACUUCUGCUCUGGGACAAUGGUUCUGGGACAAUUUGUCUGCAAAUGCAUAAAGACCUGUGCAGUGCCUGUAGCAGAAAUGUGUUUGAAGAGCUGCUCUAGGCUGCAGUGACUCCAACUUUUAAGUAAAUAUUAAAUAAAUAUUGUAUAUAUUUUUAGAACAGUGUCUAUUAAAGAUUCCUGGGCUCAGGAAUUGGACUUAACUAUCCUUGGUUCCUUCCAACUCAGGAUAUUUUAGAAUUAGGGAUGGAGAUGCUGUUAGAAGGACACAAGUCUUGGGUCUUGUCCUUUUCUUGCCUAUGUUGUUUCCCUCCAAUGUUCUGUACCAGAGGUAACAGCAGGUAUUAUUAAGUGCAGAUUGAUGUUAAUGCAGACUGAAAUGUCUGAUGUCUAAUAUGAAUGU
This is a messenger RNA of Cinclus cinclus, 2863 nucleotides long. It is a transcript of the gene DDX51, whose product is annotated as DEAD-box helicase 51. Gene Ontology annotation, cellular component: nucleus. The record is from RefSeq and is a predicted model, not a curated record. Bases 17 to 2140 code for a protein of 707 amino acids. Lineage: Eukaryota; Metazoa; Chordata; Aves; Passeriformes; Cinclidae. The transcript has 16 exons. Gene Ontology annotation, molecular function: nucleic acid binding; ATP binding.